Molecule: messenger RNA, 1010 nt
Organism: Drosophila takahashii
Lineage: Eukaryota; Metazoa; Arthropoda; Insecta; Diptera; Drosophilidae
Gene: AIMP1
Product: aaRS-interacting multifunctional protein 1
Molecular function (GO): tRNA binding
Source: RefSeq, a predicted model, not a curated record
AGUAAGAAGAAGCACGGCAAUGCUGCGUAGAACUGCCACGACUGUGGGAUCCGCAUGUAAAAAUUACGGCCUAAAUUUCAAGAAAUUCGCGAAAAACCGAAGAACCAUGGCCGAUCUGCAGCAGAUUGCGAGCAACAAUGAGCGCGCCGAGGCGCUGAUCAACUCCAUUGAAGCGGAGAUUUCCGGCCUCCAGCAGCAACUUGUGGCUCGCCAAAAGCAGGAGCUGAUCAAGGAGAACGCCGCCCUGGCCAAGGAGGUGGAGGCCGCUCUGGCCCAACUGGUGCAGCUGGAACUGCGGAAUGGCAAGAAACAGAUACCGGUGCCGGGAUCCCGAGGAUUCUGCACCAGUGCGGCUCCGGUAGUCCCAACCGCUCCCGCUCCCGCUGCUGCCGCUGAGGCUCCCAAGGCGGCGGCCAAGGAGCCCAAGGAGAAGAAGGUCAAGGAGAAGAAACCGGCCGCCGAAAAACCAGCCGCCGCUGCUCCAGAAGCUCCCGUGGACGUGGGCCGUCUGGAUCUGCGCGUGGGCAGGAUUGUGGAGGUGGGUCGCCAUCCCGACGCCGACAGCCUGUAUCUGGAGAAGAUCGACUGCGGCGAGGCGGCGCCGCGCACCGUGGUCUCCGGCCUGGUGAAGUUCGUGCCGCUGGAGGAGAUGCAGAACCGCCUGGUGGUGGUCAUGUGCAACCUGAAGCCGGCCAAGAUGCGCGGCGUCACCUCGGAGGCCAUGGUCAUGUGCGCCUCGACGCCCGAGAAAGUGGAGGUGCUUAGCCCGCCCGCCGGCGCCGUUCCCGGCGAUCUGGUCCACUGUGAGGGCUAUCCGCGCCAGCCGGACGCCCAGCUUAAUCCCAAGAAGAAGAUCUUCGAGGCUUGUGCCCCCGAUCUGAUGACCAACGCCGACCUGGUGGCCUGCUACAAGGGCGCCGCCCUCCAUGUGCCCGGCAAGGGCAACGUGGUGGCCCAAACCCUGAAAAACGUCAAUGUUAAGUAAGCCAAUAAACGAGAGAGAAAAGCUU